AUGCAGGUUUCCCUAAUAUGGGGAACAACAUUCUGGCAAUUAAAUGAAGACACUAAAUACUCUAAUUGUUCAUUAACUGGAUUUAUACUACUAAACUAUUAUUUAAUCAAAUGUCCAGCAACUGACAUCAAAUUAAGUGUAGUCUUGGUUCCUGGUAGUAGAACGAAAGUAAAAUGUUUUAAUAUUGAAUAUUCAGAGUUUCAACAUAUAUUACCUAAUCUUACAAUUGGAGAUAGUGCUGUAGUUGAAAUUAAAGACUGCCCAUUACCAGAAUCCAAACCAAUUUCAUCAAUAACACAACAACUUGGUAUAAUCGGUUUUAAUACUUUAAUUUUCAAUAAUCAUAACGAAUUGGGAACCAAUUUAAGUAAAGUACAUUUUAGUAAUUUAAACGGAUUAAAGAAUUUAACCCUUAUAUUGGACAGUGUUACAGCUAUACCCAAUAAUCUGUUUAACGAUUUGUCAUUGAAAACUUUAGAAUCGUUAGAUUUACAAUCCAACUCUAUUCAAUUGCCAAAUAAUAUAUUGAUGAAUUUACCAAAUGUUGAUUUUUUGGAUCUGGGUAAAAAUUUACAUUCUUUGCCGGCUGAUAUUUUUCGUCAUCAAACUAAAAUUAUUGAACUAGUAUUGAGAGAUAAUAAAUUAACAAAUUUAACAGAGGAUCUAUUUUAUUCUAGUUCAACUUUAAAAAGUUUAAACUUGGAAAAUAAUCUUAUAGAAGUACUACAGCCUGCUAUUUUUAGACCUUUAACCAACUUAAUACGAUUGAAUCUAAGUGGCAACAAAUUGAUCUCGUUGCCCCAGGGUCUUAUGGAUAAUAAUAAAAAUUUAAUAGAAUUUUCUUUGGCUCGUAAUCAGGUACAAAUGAAGCAUUUGCCUCCUAAUCUGCUAGCAGAUUUGCCACAUUUAAAUGAAGUUGUUUUGGAGUGUAAUUUGGAAGAGCUGCCGCCAAAUUUAUUUAACAAUUCGAAGAAUAUUUUAUCCAUAACUAUAACGGGCAAUAUGUUUACAGAACUUCCAGAAGGUUUAUUCAAGAGCCAAAAGUAUUUAAAACUUUUAAAUAUAUCAAACAAUAAUUUACUGCAUUUACCGGAAACUUUUUUGCAAAAUUCUACGGAUCUUCAGCUUUUUGAUGUAUCCUACAAUAAUUUAACAUUAUUUACAAGCGAAAUGUUUCACUCCAGCAAACAAUUGGAAGUUCUUUUAUUUAACAACAAUAAAUUAACCACCGACAACAUCCACAUAACAUGGACCUUUCGAUUUCAUCGUAAUCUAAAGACAAUAAAUAUGAGCAACAAUUUAAUAACAUCAUUAUCAAAAGAGUGGGCCGUGCCUUAUUUUCUUGAAAUCUUUGAUUUAAGUCAUAAUAAGAUAAAGAUUUUAAACGAUUCUGAAAUAAUUAACCUAAUUAUAUACAACCUAGAACUCAUUCUAACAAAUAACGAAAUCACUACCAUUAAUUUACAAAAUAAUACUAUUGAAAAUAAGGACUUUCAAAGGCAGCUCUUAAAAAUUGAUCUAAAUAAUAAUCCCAUCAAGUGUGAUUGUAGAAUUUUAAAUUUUGUACAAUUAUUUAAGUCACCAAAUAGACACUACAACUUAAUGGAUAAUGUGCAAUUUCUGGUAAGAAAUCUAACGUGUGUAGAACCAGACAUUUAUAGAGGAGAGCUAGUUAAGACUUUAGAACCAGCUACUUUAUUAUGUGAAUACAAAGAAAAAUGUCCUGCCGCCUGUUCAUGUUCGUUAAGAUCUUUUGAUGAAAUGCUUAUAGUAAAUUGUUCCAACAGAAAGUUAUCCAAAGUUCCCGUAUUACCUACUAUAGUUGAAGAAUCCAUAAAGGGAAUUGAGCUAAAUAUGGAACACAAUGAAUUAUUAAGUCUUCCAAUAGCAUUAACACUGGGUUAUGCUAAUGUAACCAAAUUGCUGUUAGCAAACAAUUAUUUAACACAAGUGGAAAAAAACCAAUUACCUGUAAAUUUAACUUAUUUAGACAUAAGAGGCAAUUAUUUAGAAACCUUAAGCAACGAUAUUUUAAUGUUUAUGAAUAACAGUAAGUUGUCCCAGCUGUAUAUUUCCAAUAAUCCUUGGCUAUGCAAUUGUGAUGCACGAUUUUUGUUACGUUUUGCCCAAAACAAUGUAAAAUUAUUUAAGGAUUUUUCCAAUAUGACCUGUGCCAAUACCGAACAUCUUACCUUUUUCUAUGAUUUAAAUGAUCUUUGUCCAAUUGAGCGAACAUUUUAUAUAUUUAUUUUUAUAGUAGUUGCAGUGAUCUGUUCAAUGUUGGCUCUGUAUUAUAAAUAUCAAACCGAAAUUAAAGUUUGGUUAUAUGCCCACAAUAUGUGUCUGUGGCUAGUGGUCGAAGAUGAAUUGGAUCAGGAUAAGAUCUAUGAUGCCUUUAUAUCAUAUUCAGCCAUAGAUGAGGAUUUUGUUUUGGAUAUUUUAAUGCCCGAAUUGGAAAAUGGUCAUCCACCAUUUCGUUUAUGUAUCCAUGUACGUGACUGGCUGGUAGGUGAAUGUAUACCAGAUCAAAUUCUGCGUUCAAUAGCAAUGUCUAAGAAGACUAUUGUAGUAUUGACCGCAAACUUUAUAGAAUCGGUCUGGGCUAAAAUGGAAUUUAAAGCUGCUCACCAAGCAGCUCUUAACGAGGGCCGAGCAAAGGUUAUUGUAAUUAUAUAUGAAGAUGUUGGCAAUGUAGAGGCCUUGGAUGAAGAUUUAAAGGCAUAUUUAAAAAUGAAUACUUAUUUAAAAUGGGGUGAUCCAUGGUUUUGGGAGAAAUUGCGUUAUGCUAUGCCGCACGUAACCAGAGACCGUAAUAGAUUGUUUGAAAGUGUACAAAUGCACGAAAUGUGAAACUUAAGAAGACGAUAAUGUUGUUAUUUAAAAUAAAUAAUAUAGAAAAAUAACAAAAGAACAAAUUUUUCUUGAGAAACAUUAACGAAUUCUGUGAAUAAAUUAGAUAACAAUUACAAAUUCAAAAUUCUUUAAUUAUUUACUUUAUGCGUGUAAAUAUAAUAGCCAAAAAACAUCAAUUAAAACCUGUGGACAUUUUUUAAUAUUUUUUUAUGUAUUUCUCAAACAGUUUUAAAAAAUUAAAAAAAUCAAAUAAAUAUAUUUUCCA
Molecule: messenger RNA, 3118 nt
Organism: Lucilia cuprina (Australian sheep blowfly)
Lineage: Eukaryota; Metazoa; Arthropoda; Insecta; Diptera; Calliphoridae
Product: protein toll-like
Exons: 2
Coding region: 1-2850 (949 amino acids)
Biological process (GO): toll-like receptor signaling pathway; immune response
Cellular component (GO): membrane
Molecular function (GO): protein binding; transmembrane signaling receptor activity
Source: RefSeq, a predicted model, not a curated record